UGUGGCCUGGAGUGGUUGAGGCUGAGCCGCUGAAGUAAACAAACAGACGACGCGGCGAUGGCGGCUGUCACUGCGAAGCCCAUUCUAUUCCUGGAGGAGAAUCAGUAUUCAAAUUUUGAGUGGAUUGGUGAGAGCCAGGAUGGGUCUCUGCUGUGCCGCUGGGAGGAGGAAGUGCUGGUCAAGGGUCCUGUGGAAGGGGAAGGGGAGGGGGGUCCACAGGAAGCCACAAGCUCCCUUGCCUUUGCAACACAGGUGGCCAUUGCAUCCCCAGACCUGUAUUCAGCCCAGGUCUUGUACACAUUUGACAAGGUUGUGCCCGUUGUGCAGGCCUCUGUCAAUGCCUCCAGGACACUGCUAGCCUUCGUGACGCGCCGCAGUGUAGGUGAUGGCAACAAGUAUUCGGCCUACGUGAGUGAGAUAGCACCACAGGGUGGUGUGUUCUCCCUCAACAUUGAUUGCUCCAGGCAGAUACUGCUUGAGUUCCUGCACACAGAAGAAACAGGAAAGCCUCUUGGGGACAGCUGGAUUGCCAAGCUGCUAGUGUUUGUUCAUAGGGAGUCCAUUGCUAUUUACUCAUUCCCUCUGAGCCUGAAGGAUGAAGGCUCUUGGGUGGUGGAGGACCAGCCCCUCACAGAAUCUGUGGUGCGAUCCUUCGUUUGGGCACAGUGGGAGCCGCGCCACAACCACCUCUAUUACCUGCACUACCGGCCCCCACCAGAGGCUGGCCUCACGCUGGGUUCUGGAGAACCUGAGGAGGAUGCUCUUCGACCACGCCCUAUGCUGACAGCCCUGCAGUUUCAUCCUGGCAAGCCACACGAAACAGUGCUGAAUGUUCCCCUGGAGUUGUCUGGGCUGGAACAUUCCCCACUGGACCUGAGUGGGGACUACCGGGACCAGGGGCUGCUCCACUCUGUAGGGGACGCAUGGCUGGACCUGCGUGUGGUCACCUCACCCUCUGGUGCUGUCUGCAUCUGUCACCACUACAUCUACAAGUCACGGUUGGCAGAGACACCAGCAGAUCCUGAGAGCUGUGCAGUGUACUUGGCUUACUCAGUGACGCUGCUGCACCAUGGCUGUGUACUGCACACUGUGGUGCCAGGGGUGCCCUGGGGACAUGCCCACUCUGCUCUGCCCACAUACUCUCUGUUUGGAGAGCACUACCUGUUGGUCAUCGUGCCAGGCGUCUGCAUGCACAUGCUAGACAUGGGUUUGGAUCACAUGCCCAACAACCACAUUGUGACCACUCCACCCCCUCAGCUCUUACCCAAUGCACACCUCUUCCAGAUUGUGAGUGGCAAGGUGCUGUCUGGCCGCAGCAUCACCUUCGUGGACGGUGUGAACCAGAUGACGGUGGAGGUGAGGGUGACCAAGGAGUCUCUCUUCUCCCUCUUCAAAAGCUCCACCAUCCUCAGCACUCGCCUGGCUAUACUGCAUCUGGCGGCAGUGCACGACAAGGACCACGACCUGUCCCGUAAGUUGAUGUGGAGUGUGUGUGAAGAUCCACACAACUUGGACACUCCGUCACUGCUGCAGGAGUACCUGGUGGGGGAGACGUAUGCCGCUGUACACAAGCACAUCGACUCAGACGCUGCCCAUCUGCUUUCCUUGCUGCCCAUUACCACAGCGCCCUUCACCACCGACACCGAGUACAUUGAAUCUCCAGCUGAAGAAAAUGUCCGCAUCUCCUACUGCUUGCUGGAGAACGCUUGCAUCAUGCUGCUGUCGCCUAGAGAGAGGGUGGUACGCUCCCUGACAGACACGUGGACCAGGCUUUGGGAACACACCACCACACGCCACCACCACCGCUUCUCCCUCACUGAUGUGGUAGAGAAGCUUAUGGUGUCUCUUGACACAUACAAGCCCGAAGCGUUGUCCCAGGGCAGCACUCCUGUGUCACCAGCCAGUCCUCUGGUGGGUGGCCUGACCAUCACCUCACUGGGACUGACGCUGGCACACCUCAUGUUUGACCCUUUGCCCUUCAAUGAGGCUGAGAACACCACGUCUUCCAAGCUAGAGCACCUAUUGUCUGUGAAUCUUCGAGAGCUGAGCAUGUACUGCCUGAAGCACUUCCCCCACGAGUCCCCCAUGAGGGUGCACGCUGUGGCUAGCAAGUAUGUCUGCACUCAGCUCCAGGUGUCUCGGCGUCUGUGCUCCAUCCUAUGCUCCUCCCAGACCCUGAUUCCGAGUGAGAAGAGUGAGAAAGGCUUCACCUUCAUUGAACAGUUGGAGGAGGGUGUGGCCAGCCGCCUGUUCACCCUGUUGGAGCGCUACCACUCAGCCACUGAGGCUGUAGCAUACCCACUCCCCCAGGGCUACAACUCCUUUCUGGCAUACCUGGCCCACCGCUGCCUGCCCCACUCGGUGUUCAUGCAGUAUGUGCGGCGUGGUGUGCUUCAGCUCAAUGUAGAUGUACUGAGGGAGAUUGUGUAUGACCUGGAUGACACACCACAGAAUGUGGAAAAGAAGCUCGAGAUAAUAUCAUCCGUUCCUCUGGUCAGAAGCCUGAGGACUUUGCAGUUUUGGCAACACCCAAUGUCACUCAUACUGCGAUCCAGGCUGCAUGCAGGGUCCAUCCUAGCUGGCGAGGGUCCUGGCCAGCCCCGCACACCCACCCAGUCUGCCCGCAUCAAUGCCCAACACCUUGAGACCAAAGGACUCUCAGCAUUCCCAACAUCGGACAGACUCUCUCCGUAUGACACAUUUCUUGAUCUCCUGACUGCCAAAGCCAACCUGACAGACCUGGACUUGGGUCUGCUGUAUGAGGGGACCAUGGCUUCCUUCGAGUACAUCAAACCUGACCUUGGAAGUGACUGUGUGGGCUCCAGACUGUGAGCUGCUUAUGGCUGCUCUGGCAUUCCUGCUAAACUGUGCCAAAGAUAGUGUAGUAUAGAGGUGUAGUAUCAUUACAGGUUGUUUGAGUUAGGCAGGUGGGGCUAAAUUCAGCUGGUAUUAUGUUUUGGGGUUCCCCAUUAUGCUGCAACCUGAAAUUAGAAGCAGAAUUAUAUAUUGUGCAUUUAAGGUGUCUACAGCCUUACUUACUGCCAGGUGCCAUUGUUUAGUUUCUAUUUUGUAUUAUUCAUUCAGUGUGGGAUUUUUCCAGAGUGAGUGUUAAUUCGGCUCUUUUAAUGUUUGUGUUCUGUUAUGCUACAAUCUGAAAUUAGAGGCAGCUUUUGUUAUUUGUUGUCUAUUUAAGGUGUUUUUGUCAGAAGCUAAGGGGUAAUUUAGCUUUUUCUUGUCUCCUAUUAUUCAAUCAAUGGGAUUUUUCAGUGUAUUUCACAUUAACAGAUUGUUUGUAAGGCCUCAGACUCAUGCCUCACUUUUUAUUAUCGUAAUUCUUCAACAAACAUGAAGCCAUGAAAGCAUUCCAUUAAUGGUCUAGUUGUGUGCUUUGCUGUGUAUGCAUGCAUUGCUAAAACAAGAAAAUUUAACUAAUUACUUUAAGAAUGAUCUGCGUUUGAUAUUGUGGGAGUACUGUCUGCCUCACCAAACACAAAUCUGCCAAGCAAGAAGUGGGUAAAAUAUCCAAAAAUUUACCCAGCACAAAUUAUUUACUUUAUUUCCAUUUGCAAUGCUGGUUUCCUUACAAAAGUAGACAGCUGAGAAAUGGUGCCCAUGUUCUCAGAUUCCCAAAUGCUUCAAUCACAUGUGUCACAUCCUGACUUAUAUUUCAGGCAAUGUAAGUAAUCACGUUAAAGGGACAUAACUGAGCAGAUAAUUUGCAGUGCACAAUGAACUCAAGAACCUGAUUGUCAUGUUGGUGAGGGUAGACAGGACUUAUAAAUCUGUGUUUCAAGUUCCAGUGGAAGAGAGCACUGGAAGACUUAGACACUCCACACUCCUUAUGAACCUGACUGUGUAAUUGUGAUUAUUUCAUUAACCCAUUCAUUAUGACAAUCAUUUCCUUUCCCUGAAAUCAACCAUUGGUACCAUCAGAGUAAAUAAUAGUCAUAGUGCAUGUGCAGCUUGAUCUUGUGUACCACCUUCAUUAUGAACAAUAUGUGGAAUAUAAGGAAACAGACAGUGUGAUAGUGAAAGGGUUGAUGGUUUACUUGAGGAUCAUAUUAAGAAGACAUUAUCACUGGUCCAUUUCUAAUCCCUGCUAGAGAGUUGGGUUGUGGUGCUUAUUUUAUUGUAUACUAUGUGCUGUAUUGUGCCAAAUGAUUGCCCAUAUACUGUUUCAGGUGCCCUGGUGUGAGAUGCAGUAUAAGGCGUGAAUUUACCGCCAGCUAACUCAAUAAUUUUAGGUAGAAAUUUAUGUAAUUCAAGCUGUUAUAGUAUUUAUCUUCUUGUUUCUUUCAGGAAUUUAUUUUAUAUUGUGUACAUAUUAAUAUGUGGCAUGAGAGAGCUUAAAAAGAUACAGGAUUGUCAUUGAAUAUAUCUCUACCUUAAUUCAUAGAUGAGAGUAAUGCUAAAUUUACAAAAGGAAACAAUAUUAGAACUAUUGAGCUUGCUGAAGUGUGGAAUGAUAAGUAAUAGCAUGAAGAGAACUUUGAGGUCUUAUUUUGUAUGUAAUGGUGGGACGUGACAAUGGAAUGUGGACAGCAGGUGAAGGAGUGUGAAUGAGACAAGCCUAGGAUUUGGAUAUCUUUCUGUAGUCAGAGCAAUGGAAAGUUCUGGGAACACAAAAAUUUUGAGAUUAGAUUAGGAAUGUAUUGUGAGUUGGCAAUUUGGUUGAGUUUCUUAAGUGAGUAUAUCUAAAGCUAAUGAAAGGAGAUUGCUCUUGAAAAAUAUUUAAGAGUGAAGUAAGGAACAUAUCUUUCUUCAUGGUCAUUAUUAUACCUUGAGGUUACUUAGGAACAGGUUUCAAAACAAGUACAGUUUAUAAUAAGACCAGCAAUUGAUACAACUGUGAAAGAAAAGCUUUCUUGAGUAUGGAAAGAGAAGAACUAGAGUAAGGAAGCAGGAAGGGAGAAAUGUAUCAGUAGAUGAAGAUGUGUACUGUGGAGUUUGUAGGAAGAGGACUUAAGAGAAACAUUCAUUGCACAUGAAGUGGAUGAUGUAUUGUGUUGUAAAGUAUGAACAAAGAAUGUUUUUUUCUCGUCAACUGGAUACCUAUACUAUUAUUACUGCUAUCACUGCAGUAUUAGUGUUGUCAUCAUUACAGUAUCAUCAUCAGAGAUAAAAACAAUAAGUGUUAUAGCUUGAUGCAGGAUCUCACCAGUACUUAUUUACCAAUCAUUGUAAGGACUAGAUGUCUAGGUCUAGUGAUUGGAUGCAUAAUCAUGGUUGAGUUACAGUGUUUAUAGAUCCACAGGCAAGUAUUGGAAUAUUUUCAAGUGUGCUCAGAGUCGGUGCAGUAUAAUUUUGGCAUGGAUCAAAAUAUAAUGAUUUAAUUGGCUGAUGCCCUCAUACAUGUCUAUCAAAUUAGCUGUAUUUAAACCAAUAUCCUUAUUUAUUUUUGGUAGAUACUUUGGAUAGUACACAUCAGCCAUAUAUGGUUCUGAAAUGACAAAGUGACUGUGCCAGUCAAAGUAUGGUGGAGGUGAAGGCAAUGGAAUGGGGAUUUGUUUGCUGCCUGCCAGUUUACAGCUUGUGUCUGUAGGCAAAGCAGUCCAAAGAAUCCAGAUAAUCAUUACCUAACUUGAUAUCUGUGAAGUGUUGUACAAAUCUUAAUAUCAUAGAAGUAAGAUUAUAUAAUAUAGUACUUUUGAAAACAAGCAUUGUAACAUCGUUAAGAGAGCAAGAGGGAAAUGGGAGAUUUUAUUUAUGAAUAGUAUUAUUUAUUGUUUUGAGGAAUGUAAUGCAUUUACUUUGUAAAUAUAAAGAUUAUGAGUGUGAUGCAGUAGUGCCAGUUAUCAAGUGGAUGAUUUAAUCCUGCACAGCAAUCCUUUUAUAUCACUACCAAAGUGUUUGCUGGGACGAGUUGUGCACAGCCUUAGGGAGCAAGGAGGGCACUCACUCAGAAGAAUGUCAGAAUAUAGGAAAAUAAGGGGAGCUGCCAAAGCCAUCAAGUCUGCUUGUGGCAGUUCCUUAGCUUCAGGGUAGGAAUUAGUUGGGAUGAGACUAAAAAAGUUGAUAUUUGGAAGACAUAACAAAAAUAGAUAUUACUGAAGAAAUCACUCACAAGUAGAAGACGCUCAUAAGUGGUUCAGCCGUGCAAGGUAAAGUAAGGACACUAGACUGAAUGAUGGUGUUGAUGACUCUUGAGAGUAUACUAUGUAAGGUAUUGUUCAUGCCAAUGUCAUCCUUGUGAAGUGUUCCCUCACCCUCAUUGUUUUGUGGCAAUGUCACCAUAACACCAGGAAGCAAACUACUUAACCCAUGGCACCUCUUUUCUGGAAUAUCUGGUGCCCAAUGGAAUGAAUAACACAUUUAGGGGCAGAUGUGGGCUUAGUCAGGGUUUGGUAGUUACCAUAUUGCCCUUGGGGAAUAUAUAGCAACAGGACAGUUAAGAUGGAGCAAGAAUCACUUGGCCUUGUUAGUCAUCAUGGCCUAUCUGGUAAUGUGUUGGAGUGGUGGGUGUCAUGUGUUGAGCUCAUGUCUCUAAUGGUGAAUCUGACCCACCCUGUUAUUAAUUUCUCAAUGUCCAUGAAGCUCCACAAGUGGGUGCAACAAAAUUAUCACCACCUUUAUAGAUAACAUUUUCUGGAAGGGCAGAUCCCUAAGAAGAGGGGAUGCUUUCAGAAAACAAGCAAAUACUUCUUGAUGGUAGACCAUGACUCUCUGUGACAUAUGACUUUCUUCAGGAGUUAAAGUCUGAUGUUGUUUCUUUUAGUAAUUGGCAAAUGAAAGAAAAAUGUCUGCCUGAUACCAGCAUCCCUCAGACAU
This is a messenger RNA of Portunus trituberculatus (swimming crab), 6768 nucleotides long. It is a transcript of the gene pigeon, whose product is annotated as protein pigeon-like. NCBI's taxonomy places the organism in Eukaryota, Metazoa, Arthropoda, Malacostraca, Decapoda, Portunidae. Gene Ontology annotation, cellular component: trans-Golgi network. The record is from RefSeq and is a predicted model, not a curated record. The coding region runs from base 58 to 2832 and encodes 924 amino acids. The transcript has 20 exons. Gene Ontology annotation, biological process: positive regulation of amyloid-beta formation.